Molecule: messenger RNA, 3211 nt
Organism: Adelges cooleyi (spruce gall adelgid)
Lineage: Eukaryota; Metazoa; Arthropoda; Insecta; Hemiptera; Adelgidae
Gene: Vps39
Product: vam6/Vps39-like protein
Exons: 16
Coding region: 252-2804 (850 amino acids)
Biological process (GO): autophagy; vesicle-mediated transport; endosomal vesicle fusion
Cellular component (GO): cytoplasm; membrane
Molecular function (GO): protein binding
Source: RefSeq, a predicted model, not a curated record
AUUGCUAAAUAUAUUUUCGGAGAUGAUCAUAUAUAUUAAGUGGGAGAGGAGUGGCCGAGUGGGUAAGGUGGCAGUGUGUUGGCACUCACUGUCGCUGGUUUGACACUCGGUCACGGGCCCUCUGUUUGCCGGUCGAGCAAUCAUCCGGUGAAAAGAAACCACCAUCCCCCUCUCCGGCGAUGGACUCACGGCCCGGCCCAGACAGCGAAUUCGUCUAGAAACCAUCAUCUCAUAAUGAUUUUAACAUCAAGAUGCAUGAGGUAUAUGAAGUAUCCAAGCUAUUAAAAUAUUCAGUUCCAAUCGAAAGUAUUACAGCUUAUGAUAAUUAUUUGCUAGUUGGUAAUCGUCAGGGUCAUAUAUUUUUAUAUACAACUAGUCCUAGAGUUCAGCUUGUUGAUUGUAACAAAACAUUUAGCAAAAGGCCCAUAUUGCAGUUAGCUUCUGUACCAGAAUGUCAAAUUGUUAUUUGUUUGUCAGAUGAAAGAGUUAGUGUACUUGAUAUUUCACGCGACAAAGUUUUACAUUUGAAAACUUCUGGUUUACAAAAAACUAAAGGUGCCACUUCAUUUACGUUAGAUGUAAAAACACCAGUUGGUUUACAAGGAAAUGCAAAUAACACCGUAGUCCGAUUAUGUGUUGCAGCCAAAAGACAAUUACAAGUAUAUCACUGGAAAGGUAGAGAUUUUUUGGAGCAUUCUGAAAAUUUUGACAUACCAGAUAUACCUCGUACAAUGGUUUGGUGUGAUCAAACUGUCAUAAUUGGUUGUAAGAACGAAUACUAUUUAUUCGAUGUAACAAUGGAACAAAUGAGACCUUUAUUUUUAACUGGAAAAAAUCAAGAACCUAUUAUAACAAAAAUAUCUGAUACACAAUUUGGCGUUGUUAAAGAUUCCCAUAUAAUAGUAAUGAGUACAAGUGGUGACGUAGCUGAACAACAAACUAUUAAAUGGGCAGAUUCACCAUCAAUUAUUUUAUAUGAUGAACCUUAUCUUAUAGCAAGUAUAGGUGAUAAAUUGAAUGUCCAAACAAUUGAACCAGGUGAAAGUUCUGUUGUACGACAACUCAUAUCAACUACUUCAAAAACUCUUAACAUGUUUACUUGCCAAAGUGGACUUAUUUAUGCUUCAUCUGCGUUAGAUGUCUGGUGUUUAAAAGCAGUUCCGUUUGCUAAACAAAUAAAACGGCUUCUUGAAGAUAAAAAUUUUCAAUUAGCCUUAAAAUUGGCUAAUAUAUCUGAUGAAUCUGUUGACGAUAAAGAAAAAAAUGUAGCUCAAAUCAGAACAUUAUACGCUAACGAUUUAUUUGAAAAAAAGAAAUAUCAAGAAUCUAUGAGAGAAUUUUUAAAACUAAAAACAGACCCAUAUGAUGUUAUAAGAUUAUUUCCAAAUCUUUUACCUCAAAAUGAUUCGGACUACGGAGAAGAAUUAUUAGAAAAAGAAACUGAAAUAAAAAUUGUUGCUUUAAUUGAAUAUUUGACCGAAGUGAGACAUAAUCUCUUGAAAGAACCUGUUGUUAAAGGUUUACCAAGUGUGAUUGAACCAAGUAAUAAUCACCAGGAACAACUACUUCAAAUUAUUGACACUACUCUACUUAAGUGUUAUUUGCAAACUAAUGAUGCCCUUAUAGCCCCACUUUUAAGGUUAAACCAUUGUCAUUUGUUAGAAACUGAAGCUACCUUAAAAAAAUACAAGAAGUAUAGCGAGUUAAUAAUUUUGUAUCAGACUAAAGGUCUUCAUAGCAAAGCAUUAGAACUUUUGCAAAAACAAUCUGAAAAUUCAGAUUCUAACCUUAGAGGACCUGAGCGUACUAUACAAUAUUUACAAAAUAUUGGUUCAAAUAACAUAGAUAUUAUUCUUCAAUUUUCGGAUUGGGUGUUAAAUAAAUACCCAGAAGAAGGUCUUAACAUAUUUACAGAGGAUAUUGCUGAAGUCGAACAUUUACCUAGACCUAAAGUAUUAGAUUUUUUAAUUAGAAAUCACAAAAAUCAUAUUAUUCCUUAUUUGGAACAUGUGAUAUAUGUAUGGGGUGACACAAAUGCUAUAUGCCACAAUGCUUUAAUUCAUCAAUACAGAGAAAAACUUCAGCAAUAUGAUAGUAAAUCGAAGCAAGUUGAACAAACUGCUCAUAGCACAAAGGUCAAACUUAUGGAAUUUUUAGAACAAUCGAAAUAUUAUACCCCAGAAACAGUCUUGGUGCAUUUUCCAUUAGACGGAUUUUUUGAAGAACGAGCUAUAGUUUUAGGAAAAUUAGGUCGACAUGAACAAGUCCUAUCGAUGUAUGUAACUGUGUUAAAUGACAUAGACAGAGCUAUUUCAUAUUGUGAUAAAGUUUAUAAGUCAAAAGAUGAAGAUUCUGAACAAAUAUAUGUAACAUUACUGAGAUUACUAAUCGAUCCUCCAGACAGUUGGUUAGCAGGAUUAGGAGGCGUAACUAAGUCAGCUCCUAAUUUAAAUAAAGUUAUUGAACUCUUAAACAAAAAUGCUGCACAAAUAGCAACACCUGAUGUUUUAAAAGUUUUACCAGAUCAAAUACCACUUUAUAGUAUUAGAAAUUUUCUUAUAAUUGCUUUAAAUAAAACUUUAGGUGAUAGAAGACUUUAUCAAGUUAAUAGAGGAUUGCUUUACGCAAAACUUUUAAAGGUUCAACAACAAAGAAUAUUAUACGAAUCUCAGAAUAUCACUUUAACAGAAUUCAACAUAUGUAGAGUGUGUAAAAAACGAUUUGGAAAUCAGAGUGCAUUUGUGAGAUGUCCAAAUGGUGAAAUAGUUCACUAUUCAUGUCACAAUCACAAGGCAGAUCAAUAAAAAUAUCCUUAUUGGUAUUUUUCGCAUACUUCAUUCAAAAUCACUGUAUUGGCGAAUAACUAAGAAUGUUUACAGUUAUAUUGAUAUGUCCGAUCCAGAACCUUCAUGAUCGGAAUCCAUAAAAGUGUCUUCUUCUCGGCCAGCAUUAAACGGUGUGGAUUCAUUUUCAACAUUGUUGACGCCACUGAAUGUUGCAUCCAGAAGAGAUCCAUUUAAAACAGGUCCAGCAGAAUCGGUGGACGUUGCUGUUGAAGUAUUGCACGGUUUUCCCAUAUUUUCUAAGCUCUCCAUUACUCGUUUAUUGUUUGGAUCAAGACUAAAAAUUGUUUUAUUUAUACACAUACAUAUUUAACAUAAUCGCGUGAAAUAAAUAUUUUGCCUACCGAAAAGCUUUUUAUAUUUCAAUA